AUGACAACGAAUAGUAGCAACCUGAAGCUCUCUGGAAAUAUAGUCAGUCUCACAAGCAAGCAACCCCAGCACACACAGCAGCAACAGCAGCCGCCACAGCACCAGCACCUCUCGUUACAGCAGCACCAACAGCAGUUACAGCACCAGCACCUGCAGCAGCAAUUCCAGAAGCAGAAACUGAAGCAUCAGCUCCACCAGCAACAGCAACAGCAGCAGUUCCAGCAGCAGUCGGCCCAUCCCGUGUUCCCGUCGGCGGCAACCAAUGGUCUGAAGCCUUCGGCCGUCGGUGGAGGACUAGCUCCGAAUGGGCUCGUGAGUGGCAUACCGCAGCAGCAGCAAAGCGUGCCGUCGCCGACCGCCGGUAGCCACAUCCCGCCCCGGUACCAACCGCCACCGCAACCCCACGGCGGAGGUAUCCUGAAGAACGGCUAUACGAACGGGCACCUGAAGGCCUACCAGAGGCACGACAACCCCGGGGCCGCACUCCCGAACGGGUUCAACGGCAGCAAACAGCAGCAGCAGCAACAGCAACAGCAGCACUACGGGUCCGAGAACCUGAAGAGGCCCCCGAACCCUUCGCGGCUUCUAGCCCCCCGCCAGCACAUCCGCUUCUCGAACCUGCCGCCCGUCGUGAACGGUGGGACUUCCGCACUAAGUCAGCAAUCUCAGUCACUUCAGCAGCAGCAGCCACUGCAAGCCCAUCACCACCUGCCCCACACGCGCCUUAGCUCCGAGUCUUCGUCCGAGGAUCAGACGACCAGCUCGACGCGAUCGCUGCAGGCGCACCUGGCGCACGCGAAACCUAGCCCACCCGUCGCCACCGCAGCCACCGCCGCCCCGCACCUCCACCAGACGACGGCCAUCGUCCAUCACCACCCCGCUGGGCAGCAGCAGCAGCAGCAGCCGCCCAGCGCUAACGGCCCUGUCAGCGGAGGUGGCCCCGCACAUCCGGCUCUCGCCGCCAAACCGGGGCAGCCUCCGGUGUCGAACCUGCCCACGGCCACCCAUCAGCAGCAGCAGCAGCAGCAGCAGCAGGUCCAUCCGGUUCAGGUGCACCCACAUCCGCAACAGCAGGAGAUGCUGAAGUUCGUCCGGAAAGCCGAGUCCGAGACCUCCUCGACACCGACCUCGUCGAGCGGGGGCGGUGGAGGCGGUGGGGGCAGCGGAGGUGGCCGUAUAUCGGCGCUCGAGCAGAAUCGACACUUCCAGAAUCUACUGGCCGAGUUGCGGGCACUGAAAGAGGCUAACCAACGGUUGAGUGACGACAAUCAGGAGCUGCGGGACCUGUGUUGCUUCCUGGACGACGAUCGGCAGAAGGGCCGCAAGUUGGCCCGGGAAUGGCAACGGUUCGGCCGGUACACGGCCAGCGUUAUGAGGCAGGAGGUGUCCGCGUAUCAGACGAAACUGAGACAGCUGGACGAUAAGCAACAGGAGCUGAUCCGGGACAAUCUCGAGCUGAAGGAACUCUGUCUGUAUCUGGACGAGGAGCGGAACAACACGAACGGCCGGGUAGCGGCCACCGUCUGUUCGGGCUGUGGCUCGAACGGGACGACGACGAAUGCGGUUCCGCUCCGGGACGACGGUGACGGUAGCAGCUCGAGCACGAAUGCCGACGAAACCCUGCACAACAUUGGCCAGUUCGGUCGCAACGGAAUGACGGACCUCAACAUGCGAUCGACGCUCAACGACCAGACGCUCCAGUACGUGCGGGCCCUCGAGUCCCGGAUACGGCAGCUAGAGGAGGAACGGGCCGUGGUGUUGAAUAACUCGGCGGUUGCCACCACAAACGGUGGUGGUGGAGGAGGAGGUCAGGUGACCUCUGGUGGGGAUCCAAUUUCCGGACGGCCCGAAGCCGUCGUGAGGGCACUGCAAGUGCUCGAGGUGCGCGAGCAGCUGGAACGCGAGCGGAUCGGUACGACGCCACCGGAUCAGCUGGACGACGGCGAGAAGGCGCUGGUCCGCGAGAUGUGCAAUGUGGUGUGGCGCAAGCUGGAGGAGGCUCCCAACACCGGCAUCGAUCAGCACGUCUGACCACCACCCGAUGGUUGGAUGGUCCAAUUUCAAACACGACGAUGUACAAAUUAAUCCUAAUGAAGCGCCCGGCAGCGGCAACAGUCCACUAUGAAGAUCAAAUCUUUCACGUUCUACGUCACGGGGUGGAGACGAUCCGAGGGCGAUCUUGUGCGCGACACAAGAACUACUCUCAGAGGUCCAAACGGUCCCACAACAUUCCCGAAUCCCUUCGAGAGAGCGCUCAUGCGAGAGAGGCGCCCACGGGCCGGGCGAGCCAGGGGGAAACGAGCAUCGGCCACUGCUAGGUUUAGUGUAUUUAUCUUCGGUCAUCGUUUAUGUUAGGGCUAUGGGUGUGCCGUUCGUUUCCCUCGGGAUCCUUGCGGUGAUUCCUGGUGCCGGUGCGGCCCCGCAUGACGCGCUCUGGUGACCCUCGGCUCGGAGAAGAAGAUGUACAAGCUUUAGCGUAGUAGGUGACAACAGUUGCGGCCACACGUUCCGCCAGAGCCAGAGUCACAGGGAUACAGGUAGAUGGGUGCGGCUUUUAUCCAUUUUAUAUUGUAUCUGUAGCGUUAUCAUAGCUCUUCGCUUUGCCCGUCGGAAGUGAUCAUUGUGCAAACACGGCGGACGCGACGAUUUGGUCGCGGCGGGCAACAUCAGAGGCGGGUUGAGGCCGCCCGAUUGGCUUUACUGUAACAGGAUAGGCUAGGGCUAGGGCUAGCAGAUAACAAGGCUUCUUUUUACACAUACACUAAACCUGUACAGAAACGAGCGACGAGAGGGACAAACGAGGCAACGGGAGGCGCGUGUAACGUUUAAGGCGUUGAUAAGUGUUGUUUUAUGUAU
Messenger RNA from Anopheles bellator, 2856 nucleotides. It is a transcript of the gene Ccdc85, whose product is annotated as centrosomal and chromosomal factor. The record is from RefSeq and is a predicted model, not a curated record. NCBI's taxonomy places the organism in Eukaryota, Metazoa, Arthropoda, Insecta, Diptera, Culicidae. Bases 1 to 2031 code for a protein of 676 amino acids. The transcript has 5 exons.